Molecule: messenger RNA, 905 nt
Organism: Anopheles nili
Lineage: Eukaryota; Metazoa; Arthropoda; Insecta; Diptera; Culicidae
Product: angiopoietin-4-like
Exons: 2
Coding region: 1-774 (257 amino acids)
Source: RefSeq, a predicted model, not a curated record
AUGCGAAGAGAACAGGUGGAUUUCGUAAAGAACGUUUCCUCAUCAGAUGCAGCAUUUCAACUGGCUGAUGUGUACAGCAAAUUAAAUCAACUCAACAAUACGAUAAGAGCGCUCAACCUUCAAGUUAAAACAUUAACAGCUGUAGUGAACAAUUUGACGAACAUUUCGCAGACAUGUGAUGGGAGGAAAAUCAUAACAGAUUGCAAUGAAGUGCACUCUGACGAGUCGGGAAUAUUUUCGUUAAAAAUUUGUGCCGGGCCAGUAUACAACGUGUACUGCAAUCAGUCCUUCAAAGACGGCGGGUGGCUAGUUGUCUACAAUCGCUAUAACGAAAAUAACAAUAUUUUUAACCGCACAUGGCACUCCUAUGAGCAAGGAUUCGGCUUGCCUGAUGGAGAACAUUUCAUUGGACUCAAACGUCUACAUGCUUUAACGUAUGGCUCUACAUAUGAGAUCGCCUUCAUUUUAUCAAUUAAUAGUGAAGAAAACUUUGGUAUUUACAACCAUUUCGAGAUCGACAACCAGGAUGAUCGAUAUGCAAUCAAAAACAUUGGUUCGCCUAGUGGAUAUAUGCGGCUUUUUAGCAAUACUGAGCAACUUUAUAAAUUCCAAACUUUCGAUAGAAACAAGUUACAUCCUUUAGCACGUGACACCAUGAUCGAUGAAGCGUGUGCGUUCUGGUUUAUCGACAUGCCUAGCAGCCAUGAUUCUAGUGGAUUUAAGCUAUUUUGUCAAAACCUGCGCUACUUGAAAAUUAUGAUACGAAAACUAUGAGAAUGCUCCGUGAUGUACAUUAAAUUUCAUGCAGGUAUGAAUGAUAACAAUCAAGAUCAUAUGAAAACUAUAAAUUUUUAUCAUCAGAUCAUUGCUUAAUAGAGAAUAGAUGGAUCAACUUCAGCAUAAUA